AUGAUACAAGCGCUCUGCUGGUACUCUUUCUCUACCCUUGGUCUAUUUCAGGGACGUUUGGAGCGUUUCCGGCAUGGGGGCGAAUUAGAUGGCUCAGCAUCGUGUGUAGCGUUCUCUAGUGGUGGAGGGCAUAUUGCAGUUGGAUACAGCAAAGGUUUCGUAAAAAUAAUAAACACGAAAAGCGGCGCUGUUGAACAGUUGAUCCAAGAUGCAGUGCAGAUAGGUCGGGGAGUGUUGGAGAUUUUAUACAUUGGCUCUCGUCGUACUAUUUUGACCCUCGACAGUGGUGGAUCAGUGUUCGAGAUCCAAAUUCUGCAGAAGUUUCGGCUCGCAGGGAAAUCGCGGAUUCGAUGCGUAUUCUCUGGCUGCAAUGGAGAAGUCAUUCACAUGCGUUUAUUACCCUACUCUCUUUUAGCUUUACUCACAGUUUCUAAGAUUUUGAUUGUUUCUACUCGUCUGGGUGGUUCAGUGGUUUGCGUAUUUCCAAUGGAAAGUAGCCCUAGUUUUCCACCCUUGCUGGAUUUUAUUGAAGAGAACAAGAGCGCUAAUGGAGAGCGCAGUGCUGUUCGCAUUUGCGUAGCUCGUGGAAGCAAUUUGAGCAUAUUUAGACUCAACCCACAACAUAUUGGCACGCAAGAGGAAAGGGCCCCCAUUGUAAACUUUGGCUUUCUAACGAAGUCGUACCUGGUCGCGUUCGAUGAGCGAGGUUCCUGUUCGGUAAUCAAGGAUGACAAGCAGGUUUCUUCUCAAAACAGCUCCCCGAGCAGGAUACCGUUGUUGUUCUCAACAUCGGAUUUCAAGGGUUUAACCACUGGUGGUAAUGUGAGUCCAGCCAUGCAAUGUUUGGCUGAGAGAGCAUGCUAUCAGUCGCUUUGCCGAAAAGGCUCUUCUGAUUGCCUGAUCGCUCUUUCUCACGACGAGCUAUUCGAACUGACUCUCAUAUCUGAAGACGAUCAACUAGAGUUGUUCAAUUCAAGAGGUGAAAUUACGUCUGCCUGCUACUAUCUGCUCGAUAUCCAUCGCGGCCGUAUAAGAGCUGAACAGAAGUUUCUGGACCGUCUUCCGAACUUGCUUACGGAACAGAUGAGGCGGCUUGUCGACUUGGCCAUGAGCGGCUGCAAAGAAGGAAAAGUGUCAGACCUUAUAGCUCAUUAUAAGACAUACAUAUCAAUUCUUCUCUCAAUUUGCGUUGGUACACGGAUGUAUGAUUUUCUCUAUAACGAAAUAUGGCCAAGGUGA
Cooperia oncophora is the source of this 1239-nucleotide messenger RNA. The record is from the annotation of a GenBank genome assembly. Lineage: Eukaryota; Metazoa; Nematoda; Chromadorea; Rhabditida; Trichostrongylidae.